AUGGCGAACAUUAUAGAUAUGAUUGAAGAUGGGGAAAUUGAAAACGACAGUGAUCAAGACGAAGAAGUUUACAGAAAAGUCGACCGGCCUCAAUCAGAAGCUAAUUUAGCUAAGAGGACACAAGACACAUUUAACACAGAUUCAUCAGAAAGUUGUGAUUCUGAUGAUGGGAGUCGAAAUAAGAAAUUAUUAAUGAAAAGAUUUCAGCAUGUGCAACCAGCUUCUACCAACAGUGCCUCACACAGUAAAAAUGGGAAUCUCUGGAAGAAUAUGCUACAGGAAGAAACUCUGAUGGAGAACUUAAAGACUUGCGAUGUGUCUUCGUCGAGAAAGAGGAAAUAUGAGCGAGGAGCUGAAAGUUAUGACUUUGAGAAUGCCCAAAAAGAUCAUGAGAUUGAUGAAAUUAGCUUUAUAAAAUCACAUAAACGUCGAAAAAUGGACAUUAGUGGGAAUGAAUCAUCGUCUUCAAAUGCUUCUUCACGUUCUGCUAAACGAGCAAGAAAAAACCGCUACAAACAAAGAAGAAAACAGAGAAACACUUCACCAAGAAUUCUGUCUGAUCUUUCACUUGGUUUUAAUAGCACUGACGAAGAGUUUGGAAUUGAAAUGGCUCAAAAGUUGGAAGAAGAAAAAAGUGAAUUGAUUGUAAAAGUUGUGUCUGUGAUUGGUAAGGAAGCAAGUCUUAAUUUGUUUAAAAUAACACAAAAGAUUGAAGUUGAGGGUGGAAUGAUGACGAUGAUGAAGAAUCGACGAAGAACUCCUGGUGGAAUUUUUCUCUUUCUUCUUAAAACGUCUGACAAAAUUGAUGAGGAGUUAAAGAAGAAAAUCUUCGAUUCUGAAAGAAAAAGCAUCGAGAAAACAAUUGUAGAACGUAAGAUGUCAAGCGAGCAAUCAGAAGCUAAAGAUCCACCAAAUUCACCAGCAAACUCCGAGUUUAUUGAAAUCAAUGGCAAAAUUACUGACCCCGAUUUGGUUUCACAAAAAAUCCUCAACUUUAAGCCAGAAGCAGCUGCUGAUCAUGGAACAGCCAGUGAAGACGUUCUCGAUCUUGAUUACAGUUACGAUGACAUGGAAACAUUUUAAAUUGAAUUAACAAAAAGAUUUCGUCUUUUUUUUUGAACACAAAUAUUUGUUUAAUUUAUUUGUCAAACUACUACUCUUAGUAGUGAAUUUUCUAAUGAAUAAAAAGUUGAAAAGUUAAGAUAUUUCCUUACUUCUAUCCACUCAUGAACAUAAUUGAUAUGAAGAUGUUACAGAUAUUUUUCAUAUGUUUGUUAAUUAAGCUUUGCUUCGGUAUUUUCUUACUAGCAUCGCCCACACAUCAGGAUAUCGUGUCUGGAGGAAGCUGAUGAGCUUUUGCGCAUUUUGUGCUUGUUGUUUCGUGCAAUUUUUACAAUUACGGACGAUGACCUCGGGAAGUGCUGCUUUCAACUGCUUGCCUAGAUUAUCACAUGGCGACCUGUCCAACACGCACAUUAUUUGUCUCGACACAACCACUUGGUUAUUCAGGAGUUUAUUGAUAUUUUGUGGGGAAUCAUCUUGAGCAUAAACCCAAGAUUGAUUAAUUAUUAAAAUCAACAAGAAUAAAUGGACGAACGUGAAGUUUUUCAUUGCAAAAAAAAUUUUCUUCCUUUUUUCUGGACUUUUUUUUCUCCUUUCUCAGAAAAAUAUUUUUAAGAUUGUACUAGA
Messenger RNA from Clunio marinus, 1689 nucleotides. The record is from the annotation of a GenBank genome assembly. Lineage: Eukaryota; Metazoa; Arthropoda; Insecta; Diptera; Chironomidae.